Thamnophis sirtalis is the source of this 1558-nucleotide messenger RNA. The record is from RefSeq and is a predicted model, not a curated record. Lineage: Eukaryota; Metazoa; Chordata; Lepidosauria; Squamata; Natricidae.
GCUGGUGCUGGGGCCCCCUUGAAUGGACCCCAUCCAGAUGGGGUAGAGAUCCCUGCAAAUCUUUGCUGCGAUGCUUCCCCCACCCCUCUCUCCAGCGUCCGGGCUCGGCUAAAUGAGCUCUGGAUGUCCUUUGGCGUAAGGCUUCCCAUUUCCAAGCCAGCCUGGCAUUGUGUGGCUUUUCCUUCCACCACCCACCCUCACCCUCCAGCUGGGCGAAGUUGGCACGGCUGCAAAAGGCGGCCAUCUGCAUUGCGUUUUGGGGGGGGGGGUGCAUUGGCGCAGCCAAGUCCGAGCCCCCCCCCUUCCUCCUUCUCCUUUUGUUCCUGGGGGCCUGCUGCCGGCAGAGGAGGCUCUGGCUGCCGGAGGCUAUGUCCUACUACGUGUUUGAGGGCCAAGGAGCAGCUCAUUCUCCUUCUACCAGUAUGGCGGGCUCGGGCCAGUACCGACACCUGAUCAAUGACUACGGACCCCCCUCUCUAGGCUACACCCAAGGAGCGCAGGUAUCAUUCACGCCAGAGGCCUGGUCCGAGAAUGUUUAGCAGAGACGGAGAGAAAUGCAAGAUCUUAAAAAGAUCCCUUCCUCUGGAAAAACACAGACCGAUCCUUCCAUCUGGCAAUUCCGCACCUCUUCUUUCUAGUUUGGGAUAGUUCCCUUUGCAAGGACGGGGUGGCCGAAGAUUUCUGUGCCCCGUUGAAUUCCUGCUCCCAUUCAGACGUUUUUUUCCCCUAUCCUCUCACAAACUGACUUCGGACCGUUUCUGCAAGCACCAUCCUGGAUUUAUCCAUCCUACAACGACGAAAAACCCACCAACCACCCCUUGAAAGAACGCAAAUUGUUCCGAGGGCUGGAAGUUUCUUUUUCCUUCUUUUUCUACCCAAAUUCUGCCCCUAAUCGGGAACAAGCUUUGCCUCUUUUAAGCUGUCAUCUGCACCCAACAUCCCCUCUCAAACUUUCCGCAAUCGCUUUCCAGACCUCGCGCCCCUCUUAAGGUCCAGUUCUCAAGUCUGCGCUCGGGGUCAGCGGAAAGAUUCCUUGCAGCUUUCUAGAGAUCCCUGGCUGAAAUGAAGCUGGACAGGCUCCCUUAUCAGAAAUCCCGCUGCGUUACUGACGUUUUUCUACACAAUGCAUCAAUGGUUUGGCGUGCGUGGAGGAGAAAUCCAUACCGUUACACCAAUGAGCUCUGGGGCAGCCACCCCAAACCCCAGAAUUCUGCAGAAACGCACCCAGGUAAAUACUUAAGAUUUGCAGAGUAAGCCUUUUUUUUUUCAGGGGGUGGAAAAAGUUGCCUUAAUUGCCCCAAAUUAACUUGCCUCCCAACUCAACCGUUUCAGGAAUUGUUUUUAAGCUGGAAGAAUUAUAAUGUUCCCUGCCAUCUGCUCUUCGAGCGCCAUAAUCGUCCGGAUUACUAUUCCUUUGGCACGCAGAUCAUAAACGUUAUCUUUUAAAAGGUCCCUUCCUUUGCAUGAGUUUUCCACAACCCAUCCCCCCCCCCAAAAUUGCAAUUUUGCCUCUUUGUAUGUAUUUAUUACUUAAUGUAAUAAAGCUUAUUUUCAGUAA